AUGGAGCUAGUAACUGAUUUGAAAGUUUAUUGUUUCAGGAUACCUGGAUCUGUGCUUGCUUCUCAUCCGCUUGUCCUUACAGCUCUCUCAAGCUUGAAUUCUGAUCCGCUCUCCGAGGCUUCUGUGAAUGUUGUUUCAGAAUUGAUACACUAUGCGGCAACACCUAGCUCUGGUGGAGCUCCUGUGCAGAUGCCCUUAAUUCAAGUAAUUGCACCUCAAGUCAUGAGUCUGAAGGCACAUCUUAAGGAUUCUUCAAAGGAUGAGGAAGAUAUCAAGGCUAUUGCUCGAUUAUUUGCUGACAUGGGUGAUUCAUAUGUUGAACUUAUUGCAACUGGUUCUGAUGAAUCAAUGCUGAUAGUCCAUGCACUCCUGGAAGUUGCUUCACACCCAGAAUAUGACAUUGCAUCGAUGACCUUUAACUUUUGGCACAGUCUUCAGGUUACCUUGACAAGAAGGGAUUCUUAUAUUUCAUUUGAUAAUGAAGCAUCCAUUGAAGCGGAGAGAAAUCGGAGGCUACAAGUUUUUCGUCCGGCCUAUGAGUCGCUUGUAUCCUUGGUAAGUCAGCUUGUAGAAGGUUUAAACUUCCAUUUUUUAUUAUAGACCUUACAGCAUAUCUAAUCUUAAGCAACAUUAGGCCCUGUUGGCAGCUUUUUAUCCUAAUAAUUUAGGAAAAAGAAUUCUGGUCCUAUUAUACAGUUAACUGGUUUGUCUGCUGAGACUUGAUGUGAAUUAAUUGCUCCGGAAUUGUACGUUUCUGGGCAUCACUUAAAAAUUGAUGCUAAGGUACGCCUCUCCCCCUCUGCCCCCAACCAAAAAAAAGAGAAAAGAUGCUACAAGAAAUUGAUAGACUAAUUCUUUAAGUUGGUAAUUAGCUAACAAAAUGCAGGUAUAGGAAAUUGGUAGAAUUCCAUUAUUACCAAUCUCUUAUUUGUAGGAAUGCA
Messenger RNA from Carica papaya (papaya), 941 nucleotides. The record is from RefSeq and is a predicted model, not a curated record. NCBI's taxonomy places the organism in Eukaryota, Viridiplantae, Streptophyta, Magnoliopsida, Brassicales, Caricaceae.